Guillardia theta CCMP2712 is the source of this 939-nucleotide messenger RNA. RefSeq lists its product as hypothetical. Gene Ontology annotation, molecular function: methyltransferase activity. The coding region runs from base 1 to 939 and encodes 312 amino acids. The transcript is spliced from 13 exons. The record is from RefSeq and is a predicted model, not a curated record. NCBI's taxonomy places the organism in Eukaryota, Cryptophyceae, Pyrenomonadales, Geminigeraceae. Gene Ontology annotation, biological process: methylation.
AUGACACAUGAGGUCGAGAGAUUGGAGAGUACCUCUGAUACCUGCUCUCCUGCAAUAGCUUUGUGCAAGUCCAUAGCAUCGUCCAAGGGAUACUACCAAGAUCCUUUCAUACACGUCUUCGUGUCUAGAUCGGGAAGCAGACCUCCUCUCAUCAAUCGUGGGCAUUAUGCCCGAGUAACAGCCGUGAGGAAUGUCAUAUUUCAGUUUCUAGAAGCAUGCGGAAACAACAGCGACGAUUCAUCCUCAGAGAGCGAUCUUGCUCAUGGUCAAAACCUCCGGGAGCAGAUUGUGAUUCUUGGAUCUGGCUUGGACAGCACAUUUUUCUACCUCAAGAACAUGAGCAAGAUUGAUGAAAGUGAAGAGCCUGAAACUGAAGUGGAUGACAAAGAAGGCGAUCUUGGGCUUCGAACACGAGAGUACACGCUGCUGUCCUGUGAUAUGAGAAACUGUCAGGAGCUUGAAGCUGCUUUGGGGAGCGCUGGAGUUGACUUCUCAGCUCCGACACUUUUCAUCAGUGAAUGUGUGCUGAUAUACAUGAAGCCUGCUGAAGGAACUAGAAUCAUUGAGUGGGCGGCGAAUCUUUUCCCCUGUUCAAUUUUCUUCACUUACGAGCAGAUCCAUCCGCAUGAUCCCUUUGGGAAGGUGAUGGCUCAGAAUAUUUCGCUGCGAGGAUGCCCCCUUCUGUCCUUCGAAGCCUAUCCAGACUGUGAUUCUCAAAAGCAGCGAUAUCUUGAGGCAACCUGGGAAACAUGCGAGGCAAUAUCUAUGCAGGACUUUUACGACGGCCUUCCAGAGGAGGAGAAGAGCAGAGUUGCUAAGAUUGAGUGGUUAGAUGAGAUCGAAGAGUGGAAGAUGAUCCAGCAACAUUAUUGCUUCAUCCUUGCCACAAAAGAUGCUGAGGGACGUAAGUUAUGGGCAAAUCUCAAAAUCUCGACGUAA